AUGGAGAAUGCCUCUGGCGCCUCCAUCUCGAGUGCAGGGGCUUCUGAUAGCGAGGAAUCCCCUCGGCUUGCAAUACAAUCUCGAGACGUGUUGGACACGGAAACAAUACGCGACCCUCCGGAAACUACCACCCUGAUCAACCUGUCCGGCGCCCUGGACAAACAAGCCUUACAGAAUGAGGAGCAAGAUGCGACGCAAUCCAAUCCAGGGCAGCAGGGCAAUGCGCCUGCACCCUCAGGCUCGACAAAACCAAGCCUCUUCAACAACCCGCCCAAUCUCGCGCGCAUACGAAAGAUCUUGUUCGAGUGCAAGGACCCGAUAGAAAUCAGCAUGGAUGAGUUCGAGACAUACUGGCCGUUUAUCGACAACGUUUGGGUCAAGCAAAGAUCCAAUGCGAGUAAAGAGGGCCAUUGCACUACAGACUACUACAUGUGUCGUUUACGGCGUCCCACCCACCGCACGUCUGAAACGCGCCCGUUGCCGGCAGGGAAGCGCCCUCGAAAGAAGCGCGUGCGGGAGGGGGGCAUUUGCAAUUUUCAAAUCAAGAUUGUUCGAUUCGAAGGUGCAUACUCGGCUGUCACUAUCGCUCGGACACCGGGAAGCUGCAGCCUUCAUUCACAUGAUCUCGACUAUAUCGACCGGGUCAAACGAAACUCAGGACUUAUGGAAUAUGCGCGGAAAGAAUCCGUCAAGGGAUACCUCCCUUCGUCCAUUUAUACCAAAUUCCAGGAAGAGCCGGAUAAGCUAGGGGAGGCUGGCGGACGUUUCUUCACCGUGACUGAUGUCCGCAACGUCUCUGCCAAAUGGCGGAUUCAAAAUCCAGAGGUGAACUUGGUGGCGCAUGAAGGUUACGAAUACCAAAAGGGACAUGGGAUUGUCAAGAGUCAAAGCACUGACGGUGUUAACGAAGUACCUUCAACGAAACCAACGUCCUCUGCUUCCCUUUCUUUGCCGCCCGACACCCUCUUCUUCCCUCAGUUCUCACUGGACUUCUUACAACCAUAUCUCCCCAAUCACUCCGAGCGUCGGGAAUUCCCGCAUGUCACUUUAUCAUAUGCAUCAUCGAUGGAUUCCAAGAUCUCCCUUCAACCUGGGAUGCAAACGGUGUUAUCCGGACCCGAGGCCAAGCUAAUGACGCACUAUCUUCGCUCCCGACACGAUGCCAUCCUCGUUGGGGUGGGAACGGUGCUGGCGGACAACCCUGGCUUGAAUUGCCGCCUCGAGGGAGCUGGUGGAUUUGGCGGGCUGGGAAGAAUGUGGCAACCCAGACCGGUGAUCAUUGAUCCCACGGGACGAUGGCCAGUUCACCCCGAAUGUCGGAUGUUACGCACUGCCGUCGACGGCAAGGGCAAAGCCCCCUGGGUGGUAGUGUCCCCAGGAGCUCAGAUCAACCCCCAGACCCUCAUGAUGCUCAAAGGGUAUGGAGGCGACUUCCUCCGCAUUGUGGAAUAUAAUCAGCACUGGCGCCUGCGUUGGGAGGCGGUGUUCCGGGCUCUGGCGUCCGAGGGUAUCAAGAGCGUCAUGAUCGAGGGCGGCGGGACGGUGUUGAGUGAGCUGUUGAAUCCCGAGUAUACCAGCUUCAUCGACUCCAUCGUUGUGACAGUUGCACCCACAUAUCUGGGGCGUGGCGGCGUGAAUGUCAGUCCAGACUCGAAACAAGACCCGGGGGGCACCCCCAAUGCUGCCUUGAACCCUCGCGAUGUCAAAUGGAUGCCUUUGGGGCAGAAUGUCAUUAUGUGUGGGAAGAUCCGAGAAGACUAG
This is a messenger RNA of Penicillium salamii, 1761 nucleotides long. The record is from the annotation of a GenBank genome assembly. Lineage: Eukaryota; Fungi; Ascomycota; Eurotiomycetes; Eurotiales; Aspergillaceae.